This is a messenger RNA of Egretta garzetta (little egret), 1086 nucleotides long. It is a transcript of the gene CELF4, whose product is annotated as CUGBP Elav-like family member 4. Bases 1 to 1086 code for a protein of 361 amino acids. Gene Ontology annotation, cellular component: nucleus; cytoplasm; ribonucleoprotein complex. The transcript has 12 exons. Gene Ontology annotation, biological process: mRNA splice site recognition; regulation of alternative mRNA splicing, via spliceosome. Lineage: Eukaryota; Metazoa; Chordata; Aves; Pelecaniformes; Ardeidae. Gene Ontology annotation, molecular function: mRNA binding. The record is from RefSeq and is a predicted model, not a curated record.
AUGAAUAGACCGAUCCAGGUGAAACCAGCGGACAGCGAAAGCCGAGGAGGUAGCACCUGUUUAAAGCAGCCUCCACCAGACAGAAAACUCUUUGUGGGCAUGCUCAAUAAGCAGCAGUCGGAAGACGACGUGCGCAGGCUAUUCGAGGCAUUUGGCAACAUUGAGGAGUGCACAAUCCUUCGUGGACCCGAUGGUAACAGCAAAGGGUGUGCAUUUGUGAAAUACUCUUCACAUGCGGAGGCUCAAGCAGCCAUCAAUGCCUUGCAUGGCAGCCAGACAAUGCCGGGAGCUUCUUCAAGCCUGGUGGUGAAGUUUGCAGAUACGGACAAGGAGCGUACAAUGAGACGGAUGCAGCAAAUGGCGGGACAAAUGGGCAUGUUCAACCCCAUGGCCAUCCAGUUUGGAGCGUAUGGCGCCUAUGCACAGGCACUGAUGCAGCAGCAAGCCGCGAUCAUGGCGUCGGUGGCGCAGGGUGGCUACCUGAACCCCAUGGCAGCCUUUGCCGUGGCCCAGAUGCAGCAGAUGGCGGCUCUGAACAUGAACGGCCUGGCGGCCGCUCCCAUGACACCAACCUCAGGUGGAAGCACGCCUCCUGGCAUAACUGCACCAGCUGUGCCUAGCAUCCCAUCUCCAAUCGGGGUGAAUGGUUUCACUGGCCUCCCACCGCAGGCUAAUGGGCAGCCCGCCGCUGAAGCUGUGUUUGCUAAUGGCAUCCACCCUUACCCAGCACAGAGCCCCACUGCAGCAGAUCCCUUGCAGCAAGCCUACGCUGGAGUGCAGCAGUACGCAGGUCCUGCUUAUCCUGCUGCUUAUGGCCAGAUUAGUCAAGCGUUCCCACAGCCACCUCCCAUGAUCCCACAGCAACAGAGAGAAGGACCAGAGGGCUGUAACCUGUUUAUCUACCAUCUGCCCCAGGAGUUUGGGGAUGCUGAGCUGAUGCAGAUGUUCCUGCCUUUCGGUUUUGUGAGUUUUGACAAUCCUGCCAGUGCCCAAGCUGCUAUCCAGGCUAUGAAUGGCUUUCAAAUUGGCAUGAAGAGGCUGAAGGUGCAGCUGAAGAGGCCAAAGGAUGCUAACCGUCCCUACUGA